Molecule: messenger RNA, 2865 nt
Organism: Candida dubliniensis CD36
Lineage: Eukaryota; Fungi; Ascomycota; Pichiomycetes; Serinales; Debaryomycetaceae
Product: protein kinase
Exons: 1
Coding region: 1-2865 (954 amino acids)
Biological process (GO): protein phosphorylation
Molecular function (GO): protein kinase activity; ATP binding
Source: RefSeq, a predicted model, not a curated record
AUGGAUAUUCCCUUGAAAUCAAAACCAAAGGUAUCUACAGUGAACCUUCUUGCAGACUCCAAAUUUGAAAUUGGAUCCACCACAAAUUCAUUAUCGUCAGCCUCGUUGGAUAUAGAUAAAAAGGAUUCUGAUGAACCAUCUCAGUUGAAUCCUGAUUAUCUAAAAAUUAGACACAGUUCAAAGAAUCAGCAACAACUAGAAGGGUUUCCUCCAAAUUAUACAUUUUCUCGACGAUAUUCAGAAACAGAGAAGAACAAUUUUGACCCAGACACUGGACAUAGGAUAUUUGCUGAUGGUAAAAUUCGACCACAUCAAAUCAAACAUGAACACUUGGGUGCACGAAAUACAUUUACAAAUAUCAACAACUUUAAUAAUUCCGGUGAUGUUGGUAGAAACAAUGUCACCAACCGCGGCACAAAUAGCAUUAAUGACAAUAACGACAACAACAAUCAGUUACAUGCAAGAUCUCACGACAGCAAUAUAGGCUAUAAAGAUGAAACGGGAUAUGAAGAGUUUAUACCCGGAUUAGAUUUCUCGAGUCUUGUUUCCAAGUGGAACAGCAAUUCCAAUUCCAAUUUGGAUUUGACACGAAACACUACGAAUGUGAGUUUGUAUACCACACAUUCAAAUACACCAAGAAGCCGAGAUGGAUCGUACCUUGAUUUAAAUCUAUUGCAUUCCAAAGUGGCUCCACAACCUAUCAAGACUUCAACUGAUCAACAAAGAAAUUUAUCUUACUCCAAAUUGCAUGAAUUUAUGAAAACUAAACAACAAAGAAAUGCUUAUAACAAUAAAAAUAAUGAUAUCGAGGAUAAUGAUAUAGUACUGUUAACGAAGGAUGAUUUUUCUAGAUCAUCAUCUGGAUUAGGUUCAAGUCCUAGUUCUGCUAAGCGUGAAACAUCUGCUGGUGCAAUGGCAGAAAGUUCGAAAGCAAGAAAGAAACAAAAAUCAGCUAUAGACCCUGCUACUGGUGAGAUCAAUUACGAACUAAUCAUCAAUAGUUUGCCACCCAAUUUCAAUGAUAUGCCAUACUCUCAACGCAAGAAAUUGGUGAAAUCGUUUUCUGAAUCAAUUGAUUAUUCGCAAUUUUCAUUGUUUGCUAAAAACUAUCUUGGUUCCUCAGUGGGCUCGGCUAAGACUUUGAAAGGGAGUAGUAGUGGUACUGGUAUUGCAUCUGCCAGUAGUAGUUUAUCUCGCCGAAAUCGUGUGGGGAGUCUCAACACACUUGCUGGAAGACUAUUGGCAAGGACUUCAACCUCUGACUUUAAAAAACUCCAGGAAGCAAUGAAACCAAAAUACAAUGUUGAUGAAAAAGGCGCCAUAGUUUUGGGCCAUGAGUUGGGUAAAGUUAUUGGGUUUGGUGCUUGGGGAACUAUUAGGGAAUGUACCGACCAAGAAGAUGGAAUCGUAAGAGCUAUUAAGAUUGUAAAAUCAACUCGUGAUUUUGAUGGAGGGUCUGGUAAUGGGAACCAUUCUAGUGGCAAUUUGAAUUCCAAAACAGAUUUAAAUGCUUCCAUGAAGAGCAAAAACCCUCGAGUUUUAGAGGUUUUCAAAAAAGAAAUUCAAAUUUGGAAGCAGUUGCACCAUGAUAAUAUAUUACCACUAAUUGAUUAUUAUGAAACUGAAGACGCAAUUUUUUGUAUCAUGAACAGAAUAAAUGGAGGUACUUUAUUUGAGGUUGUUGAUUCCUGGGGACAAUUCAAUGCUAGGGUUAAUGUCAUGUGUGGACCUUUGGAAUACCUGUUUGAAGAGCAACGCCAAAGACUUUUAAAAGUGAUUGAGUGUGCUCGUCAAAUAGUCCAAGCAUUGCUUUAUAUGCACGAAGAAAAGGGUAUAGUACAUGGAGAUCUUAAAUUGGAGAACGUUUUAGUGGAAAGAGAAAAGGGUCAUUGUAAAAUGAUUUUAUGUGAUUUUGGAAUGUCGAGAGUUUAUAGUUCAAGGAUUAGUCGCAAAUCAUCGAAAAGACACAUUCAUUAUAAGGGCAACAGCAAAUUAUCUAUUGAUGGUGAUCUUGAAGAUACACUCAUGAUGAGAAGUAGAUCUUCCAAUAUUGAAUUUAGGAAACCGUAUUUUGGCGGCGAUUCACCAAAUACUCGCAAAUUAGAGUUUGAUAUAAGAGAUGACUCACGGGUUGGACUAGCCAAUUUUUUCCGAGCUCAUGGUCCUUCAAUGCAAUCGAUCCAUUUAACUCCAGUUGUUUCAGAAAACGGGCAUUCCCCUUCUGAUGGUUAUUUUGAUCUCACAAACAAAAAUGAUAACUUUGACAAUAGUAAACCGAUUUUUUCAAGAUAUCAACAACUGCAUAACGACGGUAAAGAAGAGAAUGGACUAGAUUCAGGUUUGCCCCAUUCUCAUAUUGGGUCCUUACCUUAUGCGUCGCCCGAAAUUUUGCAACCUUCGCCACCACCUUUGGGUCCUAGUGCUGACGUAUGGGCGUUUGGUGUAUUGAUUUAUGCUAUGAUUGUUGGCAGAUUACCGUUCCAACAUCACUAUGAACCCAGAUUGAGAGCAAUAAUAGCAUCAGGAAAAUUCAAUAAAUUGGAUUUACGCAAGGCUUGUUUAUUAGAGUGGGUAUUGAAAGAAGAUACUAAACAGAAGCACCAAAAUCAACAGCAACAAAAUUGUAACUCGGCUGAUAAUAGCAGUUCUAGUUGGACUAAUGAGCUUCUUAAUUCAAAUUCAUUAAUUGAUAUGAAUAGACAAAAUGAUUUAAUAAAAUUAGAGGAUGAAUGGAGCAAAUAUAAAGACAAAAGAGAAUUUGAGUGGUUAUAUGACAUUGUAAUUGGUUGUUUGGAACCAGAUAUAACGAAGAGAUGGGAUAUGGAAAUGAUUAAUGACCAAAUUUGUACAUUUAGUAGUAUAUAG